This is a messenger RNA of Parastagonospora nodorum SN15, 1098 nucleotides long. RefSeq lists its product as hypothetical. Bases 1 to 1098 code for a protein of 365 amino acids. The record is from RefSeq and is a predicted model, not a curated record. The transcript is spliced from 2 exons. NCBI's taxonomy places the organism in Eukaryota, Fungi, Ascomycota, Dothideomycetes, Pleosporales, Phaeosphaeriaceae.
AUGAUCGUACCGGAUCUCUCACCUUGCGGAACCUCUGUCCAUCGCAUUACUGUAGAAGAUUGGGCGUCUGUUGGAGAACUGCCGAAGCAUCUAUACGUCUGCAUGGUAUCCUUACACAGGGUCGUCAAGUGCCUUGGAAACGAGGAUGAGAACCGAGCGCUUAUCCUGAACCAUCAAGCGUAUGCGGCCCGCAGACUCUACCAAAUGAUCAUAGAUGUAGCCCAUCCACGUCUGGAUACUCGACUCGUAGAAGCAGCGUGCGCAAAAGCGCUCAUCGGCUCGUGGGAAGAAGAUAUGCAAGGGCGUGAUGACUUUGUUAGGUUUGUCAUUAGUGUGAUCGACAUCUACGGGGCUACCAUGACACCCUCCAAGCUCCUACUAGAGGACACAUUGGCUGAGCAUCUGCUUUACCUGAGGAUCGUGGGAAGUCUCCAAGUCGACGUUUUGAGCACACUCACACCCAUCCCGCUGGAAAUCCUAAAGGCCACUAUUGCAAUCAAUUCUCACAGGGCAGCAGUAACUGAUCAGCAUAGAAUUUCUGAUCAGCAACGCUACCAGCAUCUCCCGUCUCUCAAUGCGAUCCUCGCCUCUCUUCGACAAUUCGAUUCUUAUCGAUGGGCAUAUGGGUUGCCAUCACAUUAUGUGCUUGAGGCCGAAAAUUGGGCAUUGUUCGCGACUUGUUAUCAAUCUGCAACCACGCUUUAUCUGUUUCAAAGCUGUAGCCCAACCGCCGAUUGCAGUACUGGGGACGAACUGCAUAACAACACUCGAAGAGGUACAUAUCACAUUUUGGUCAAAUCCAUAACGGAACUCUUCGGGCGAAGGCUACAAGGCUGCACUCAUUACAAGUAUGUCUUAUGGCCAAUGGUCAUUUGCGGCAUUGAGUCGGCCGCUCGUGGGGAGCGUAACGAUCUGAAGUUUCUAUGUUCUUCCUUGGAGACGACUACGCUUGAUCUCGGCACUCUUAGUAUGCGGGAAGCAGCGGAGUUUCUCGAGAAUGUUUGGGCUGCUUGUGGACUGAGACGAAGCCAUCUUAUGGACUGUGUUGCUAUUGACUGGGACGAAACCUUCAAACUUGCGCCGAUAUUUCUAAUAUAA